Molecule: messenger RNA, 314 nt
Organism: Myotis brandtii (Brandt's bat)
Lineage: Eukaryota; Metazoa; Chordata; Mammalia; Chiroptera; Vespertilionidae
Gene: SAP18
Product: Sin3A-associated protein, 18kDa
Exons: 2
Coding region: 20-298 (92 amino acids)
Biological process (GO): negative regulation of DNA-templated transcription
Cellular component (GO): nucleus
Molecular function (GO): transcription factor binding; transcription corepressor activity
Source: RefSeq, a predicted model, not a curated record
CUUUUUAAAAAAAUUCAGGAUGGAUGCCACCUUGAAAGAACUGACUAGUUUAGUAAAAGAAGUCUACCCAGAAGCUAGAAAGAAGGGCACACACUUCAACUUUGCAAUUGUUUUUACGGAUAUUAAAAGACCUGGUUAUCGGGUGAAGGAGAUUGGCAGCACCAUGUCCGGGAGAAAGGGGACUGAUGAUUCCAUGACCCUGCAGUCGCAGAAGUUUCAGAUAGGAGGUUAUCUGGACAUAGCGAUCACCCUUCCGAAUCGGGCACCACCUCCUUCAGGGCGCAUGAGGCCAUAUUAAAUUUUAUUGACUAUUU